This is a messenger RNA of Oryza sativa Japonica Group (Japanese rice), 3234 nucleotides long. Its product is annotated as O-fucosyltransferase 13. Gene Ontology annotation, cellular component: cytoplasm. The record is from RefSeq and is a predicted model, not a curated record. NCBI's taxonomy places the organism in Eukaryota, Viridiplantae, Streptophyta, Magnoliopsida, Poales, Poaceae.
CCACAUAGCCACGGGCCCACAUUCUGACGAGCUUAUAUACGCUCUCCACUCCGGCGUGGAGGCGGCGGCGGCCGAUCAGAUCCAGUGCUUCUCGCGGCGAGGCGAUGUCGUCGUCGGCGUCGCCGGCGGCGUGGUGGGCGCGCAGCCGCGUCCGCAUCCUCCUACCGGUCAUCUUCCUCGCCCCCGCGCUCUACUUCCUCCUCUCUCCACCCUCCUCUCCGCCUUUCUUCUUCACUCUUCCCACCUCCAGGGAGGAGUCGCCGUCGGCGUCGGGGUCGCGGGUCAUAUGGGCGCAGCGGCGGGUGGCGGAGUGGCGGUCGUGCGGGUGGUGGCGGGCGGCAAUGCCGGCUCCGUCGAGGAGGAAUGGGUACAUCCGGAUCGACUGCUACGGCGGGCUCAACCAGCUGCGACGCGAUCUAUGUGAUGGAAUUGCGGUUGCGCGCCUUCUCAACGCAACAAUGGUUCUGCCCAAGUUUGAGGUUGCUGCCUACUGGAAUGAAUCUAGUGGAUUUGCAGACGUUUUCGAUGUUGAUUACUUCAUUGAGCAAACCAGAGGUUAUGUGGAAGUUGUGAAGGACAUGCCUGAAGAGAUAGCAUCAAAAGAGCCCUUUAAGGUUGAUUGCAGCAAACGAAAAGGACAUUUUGAUUACGUGGAAACGGUGCUUCCAGCUCUCUUGGAGCAUCAGUAUAUUUCACUGACACCUGCCAUGAGCCAAAGAAGAGACAGAAAUCCUUCAUACGCGAAAGCUUCUUACUGCCAAGGCUGCUACAAUGCACUGCGGUUGAAUAAGAAUGUGGAAACAAAAGCUAUUGAGCUUCUCCAAGCCAUACCAAAACCUUUCUUGUCUCUUCACCUGAGAUUUGAACCAGAUAUGGUUGCCUACAGUCGAUGUGUAUACACUGGUCUGUCUUCUAAAUCACUCAGUGCAAUUGAAGCUGCACGUGGGGAGGACAGGAAGGCAUUGACUGGUGAGGCUGCCCUUCUGUGGAGGAACCGUGGCAAGUGCCCUCUAACACCAAGUGAAACAGCAUUUAUACUUAAAGCAUUAGGUAUCCCCACAGACACAAACAUUUAUUUAGCUGCUGGCGAUGGGCUAAUGGAACUUGAGGGCUUCACUUCCAUUUACAAAAAUAUAUACACUAAAUCAUCCCUCCUAACUCAUGAUGAUUUUGAGAAGAUGCAUGGCAAUACAAAAGCUGCUCUUGAUUACUAUGUUUCAGUCAGCAGUGAUGCUUAUGUUGCCACCUUCUUUGGAAAUAUGGAUAAGAUGGUAACUGCGAUGAGAACAAUGCAAGGGCACCAGAAGACUCUGGUCUUGAGUAGGAGGGCCUAUGCAAACUACACAGCUGUUGGACUUUCAGGGGAGCAACUAGCUAUGGCCAUGUGGGAUGCCCAUCGAGAGGAAUAUAUCAUGGGGAGGGGAUCAGCCCUUCCUGAGCAGUGCUUCUGUGAGUUCAAAUUGUAACACGAAGGCCACUUUAGAUUGCCAUCAACGAAGGCCACUUUAGAUUGCCAUCAUUUGAUCAACAGCAAUUAAUAUGUGACUUCAGAAUCUUCAGAUGUGCAAAUAUGGAUGAGAAUUUUACUGCGAUAGAGAGCAAUGCUGACGAUAAAGAAGAAACUGUUCUUGGUGAGAUGGGAUUUCACAGUCAGCAUGGUGGCUGGGCUCUGUGGAGGGAAGCUGGCUCUCGUACAGAAAUGCAUCUUGGCCCGCCUUCUGUUUCUCCUGCGUACUGUUUUGACUUUUCGGACUUCAAGUCAAUGGCUUAACCUGAGAAGGAAGCCUCGCAGAAACUUCCCACAUCUUUGUCUUGUACUUUAGUCAUAUACAAACUCAGAGGAUGCCCACGGCCUUGUAUGAAAGCUUAUCUUCGCUCCAAUCAGAAGUUAUUAACAUGGAAAUAUUGGUUUGAAGAGAUUUAAAUGCAAAUUGCCAAUAUUCUAUUGAAGGAAAUCAAGAGGUCAACUUUAGACAAUCCAGCUGGUACUACAAUGCAGCUAAGUACUACACUGUACACACUGCUGUUUACCAUGAAGUGGUUGGCUAUAAAGGAAACAACUUCUUGAAGUGUCCCCACUGACUGGCUAAGCUAUUCCAGUAGCAGCUGAGUCCCAUCCUUAUCACUUCUCCCAUCUCCUUAGACCUUAAGCUAAGGCAACACGAGUGAGGGCUGGACACAUCAUCACAAAAGCUUUAUAAUAUAUGGGCUUUGUCCUGUUUUCUCUGGAUAUAUCAGUUACUCCUCUUACCAGUGCAGCUCUGCAUCGUCAGCGAUCAAGGGUACCAGGGUGGAUCGCCUACGAGAAGCUAGUGACACAGGGCAUCAUCGUGGUCGGCACAAGAGGGCCCGCUCCUCUCCUCCACGCCAUGACGACGAGCCGCCACCGCCGCCGCCGCUGUCUCCGGCGGUGACAGGAGGAGCACACGGCGGCGCCGCGUGGCACUCAACGGUGCUCGCGGAGGACGUCGAAAGUGCCGUCAUCGUCGCGGCGCUGACGCACGUCAUCAGCUCCACGGCGGCGGAGGUGACCACGGCCGUUCCUCCGGUGACGGUUGCGCCGCAGCGAGCUGCCACGGCUACCAUGUUCGGACAGCAAGGUACGCUGAUCGAUAUUGGAUACUUGGUUUUGUGAUCGAUUACACAUGGCUUCUACUUCCUCUGUCUUUGUAUAUUGUAAUUCUCCAGAUAAUUCGAUCUUCUUCGUCAUGAAUCACCUAGUUUGGAGGCAUUACCAAAUGGAAAAGGCUACACGUACAAAAAGAAAUUGUUAUAAUUUUUUUACUAAUGCUGACGAAUAACAUAGGCUCAAAUUAGUGAGCAGAUACUAUAUAUGAUUGUCUAUAUAGCCCAGAAAAUUUCAGGGAAAUCAUAUGAACUUUGGGACAAAAUACUGUUAUCAACUUUGGGACAAAAGGGUGCGCUUGUGACAAUGUACAGUGGUUGCGGAUAGAACUUACUUUAGUAGUUUCUAGCUAGAAAGAAUAAAUAAUGCGUUGUUAUUUGCAAGUGAAGCACACACGUAGCUCGCUUUAGCCUUCAACGUGGCAAUGGCAGUGAAUUAUUGGAUUGUUGCUUAUAAGAUGUAAACCCAGGUACGGUUUGGUGUUGAUUGAUGUAGUAUGUAUGUGAGACAGAGCUGUCGACUUUGUAUGUGGACUCUUCCUUGUAGAUUUUGUACUAUGAUGCUUGCAUGACAGCAAUAGUGUUAAUUUGACGUUAAAUUAAUGUCUC